GAGGGUCGAGCAAAACUUACGAGUGCGAGCCAGCAUAUGGAGAAAUUCUCCGCUUUUCGGGAUCCAGGCACCGGAAUCCAGCCAUUUCUUACUCCGGUUCCCCCGCUUGGAUCAGAUUCGUAUGGGUGGUACUUAUUCCCGUUUCAAUACUUGCUCGGGGUGGUCAGGUUCAUACUGGUGGUACUCCUCACUCUCUUGUAUCUUGCUCUCGUGCAAGUACUUUGCCUAAUUUUGGCCCCCGUACCCCCUUUGUACCGUAUCAUCACCUGGUUCUUCACUGCAAUAAUCACGCGCCUAGCAUUGUUAGUUAUAGGACUAUGGUGGAUACCCGUAGAGGUUGUGACGAGGAAGCGCGGUCGGAGCACUAAGGCUAAGGAUUCCUGGAAUCCCACUGCCGGCGACAUCAUCGUGUCUAACUGGGUCUCAUGGACCGAACUUCUAUGGCUGGCAUUUAGAUUUAACCCGAUUUUCCUUAUACCUGUCGCAUCGGCGCACCCUCAGACAUCUCAACCGCUAGCUUCUUCACCCAUAAGUCACACUCCAGGCCGCCGGACCGGAACAGGAUCUGCUGCCAUUUCCUCGCCGAUGACUAGAGCCCCUGUUCCGCGUGUACCGCUGACCGGGUUUCGCCAAGUUUCACUCAUGACUAUGAUAAAAUUCACCGGAUAUGCACCGUCAGACGACUCGUCCACCAAAUCUGCUGCAGACAGCCUCGAUGACAUUUUGGCGAGAGCUGACAGACCAGUGGUAUUGUUUCCGGAAUGCACGACAAGCAAUGGCCGAGGAUUACUAAGAUUCUCGGAUGUUUUACUCACUUUGAAGGACAAGCAGAGUAAGUUGUUCUUGAUGUGCAUUAGAUAUGACCCUCCAACAGACCUAUCGCCCAGCCUGGCCCAUCCUAUUCCGUCCAGUCCUUUAAACCCCUUGGGUCAUCUGUUCACCCUGUGCGCGUCGGUGAUUCCUUUGACCAUGAUGAUUCGCCUUCUGUCUCCCGCAAGCUUUGAACCAGCCGAUCAUUCGCCUGGUGCGAGGAUGGCCGAAGCCGAAGAAGCUGUAGCUUCGAUUGGCAAGAUCAAGAGAACGGGGAUGGGUUGGGAAGACAAAGCUGCUUUUCUGGAGUUCUAUUGGGGCACGAGGAAGUCUAGAAGAUGAGACGUAAAUGGCACGUAUCCUAUCACUGGACUGGACGUCCCUGUAAUAUCUCCUUUCCGAGACUGCUGUCCGGUAUUGAAGCGGAUUACCGAGGAUUUCACCGGACUAAAUAACAGUGCUGACCUAUGCAUCUUC
This is a messenger RNA of Gloeophyllum trabeum ATCC 11539, 1287 nucleotides long. RefSeq lists its product as uncharacterized. The coding region runs from base 37 to 1152 and encodes 371 amino acids. NCBI's taxonomy places the organism in Eukaryota, Fungi, Basidiomycota, Agaricomycetes, Gloeophyllales, Gloeophyllaceae. The transcript has 7 exons. The record is from RefSeq and is a predicted model, not a curated record.